CUGGCGGCGGCGGCCGGUCCGGGCCCUUCCGGUGGCGGCGGGGGCCGGACCCGCCGGUCCCGGCGAGAGGCCCCGCCCCCCAUGGGCAUGGCCCCGCCCUCCCGGCCCCUCCCCUCCCGGUAACGGCGGCGGCGACCGGGAGGCGCCCCCGGACCCCCUCAAGCGGCAACGGCGGCGCGCGGGGCCCAUCGGGGACCAGUAACGACCAGUGGCUCCUCCCAGUGUCCCCCGGUGUCCCCCAACGGACCCCCCCGGUGACCCCCGGUGUCCCCCGGUGUCCCCCCAGCCGGUGUCCCCCCGAACUCUCCGGUCCUGGGCACUGGGAGGGACUGGGGGGCACUGGGAGGUGCCGGCGGGGCCGAGGGGAACCGGGGAGCUCCGGGGUCGGUGCCCGGUUCCCGGUGCCGGUGCCCGGUUCCCAGUUCCUGAUGCCGGUUCCCAGUUUCCGUUGCCGGAUCCCAGUUCCCGGUGCCGGUUCCCAGUUCCCGGCUCUCUGGUGCCGGUUCCCGGCUCCCAGUGCCAAUUCCCGGUGCCGGUUCGCGGUUCCCGGUGCCGGUUCCCAGUUUCCGAUGCCGGUUCCCAGUUCCCAGUGCCCGGUUCCCAGUUCCCGGCUCUCUGGUGCCGGUUCCCGGUGCCGGUUCGCGGUUCCCGGUUCCCGGUGCCGGUUCCUAGUUUCCGAUGCCGGUUCCCAGUUCCCAGUGCCCGGUUCCCAAUUCCCGGCUCUCUGGUGCCGGUUCCCGGUGCCGGUGCGCGGUUCUCGGUUGCUGGUGCCGGUUCCCGGCUCCCAGUGCCUGGUUCCCGGUUCCUGGUGCCGGUUCCCGGCUCCCAGUGCCGGUUCCCGGUGCCGGUUCCCGUCUCCCAGUGCCAGUUCCCGGUGCCGGUUCGCGGUUCCCGGCUCCCAGUGCCGGUUCCCGGUGCCGGUUCGCGGUUCCCGGUGCCCGGUUCCCGGCUCUCCGCUGCCGGUUCCCGGUGCCAUUCCCGGUGUCGGUUCCCGCUGCCAUUCCCGGUGCCGGUUUCCCCAUUCCCGGCUCUCCGGUGCGGUCCCGCCCCCCGCCCCGCCCCUCUCCGCCGCCGCCGCCGCCGCCGCCGCCCUUUGUCCGUGGCCUCGGGCCCCGCCAUGGCGCCGCGGUGAUGCGCGGCGGGGCCGGCCCGGGGGCGGCGGGGCCGAGCGCGACCGGGAGCCCCAUGCGGGGGCCGCCGCCAUGGGGCAGGUCCUGGGCUUCGCCCACUGCAAGGAGGCUCCGUCCACGGCCUCCACCACGCCGGACUCCACCGAGGGCGGCAGCGAGGACUCGGCGUUCCCCGAGCUGCCGGCGCCGGAGCCCCCCGAGGAGGAGGAGGAGGAUGAGGAUGAGGACGAAGAGCGGGCGGCGGCCUGGGGGGACCCCCGGGGACCCCCCCGGGACCCCCCCCGGGAGCUCACCUUCUCCUACAUCGCUUUCGGGGGCGGGGGCGGCGCCCCCCAGCCCGAGCCGGGGCCCCGCGCCCGCCGCGACCCCCGCCGGGGCCGCGCCCCCCGCCUGAGCUCGGGGGGCUCCCCCCGGGGGCCGGACCCCCGAGCGGCCGCCAGGGCCCCCCCGAAACGUCCCGGGGAGCCCCCGGCCCCCCCCGAGGGGACCCUGGCGGACCGGGGUGGGGGCGAGGCUGAGGAGACCCCCGGGAGCCCGGCAGCCCCCGCGCCCCUCCCCCCCCCGCCGCCAGGGGGCGCCCCGCGCCCGCCCCCCCCGGAGCCCCCUCCGGCCUCGGCCCCGCCCCCGCCGCCCUCGGACCAAUCAGCGAGCGCGGCGGGCGCUGACGGACAGGUGUGGGAGCUGCUGUACUGGCGGGCGCCCGAGCGCUCGGCGCUGGCCUUACUGGUGGCACUGGUGGCCCUGGGGUGCCUGUCCCGCUUCAGCGCCGUCUCGGUGGGCGCCCACGCCGCGCUGGCCGUGCUGGCCGUCACCGUCCCCCUGCGCCUGCGCCAGCUGGCCCUGAGGGCGCUGAGCCCCCCGCCCCCCGAGCCCCCCGCGCGGCCGCCGCCCUCGGGGCCGCUCAGCGCGGAGCAGCAGCAGCGCUGGGCGCGGUGCCUGGCGCGGCACGCGGUGACGGCCACCCGCACCCUCACCCGCCUCUUCCUCGUCCACAGCGUCCCCGAGUCCCUCAAGUUCGCCUUCCUGUUCUACCUGCUGACCUACGUGGGGGCCGUGUGCAACGGGCUGACGCUGCUGGGAGCGGGUGUCGUCUGCGCCUUCACCUUCCCCGUGCUCUACCGGCGCCACCAGGCCCAGAUUGACCAGUACACGAGCCUGGCCAGGAGCCACCUGAGCCACCUGCGAGCCAGGCUCCUGGCCAAGCUCCCCAGUGCCAAAGCCAAGCCGCAGUGACGCCCCCGGCCCCGCCCCCCCCCCCCCGAGGUGACAGCGAGGGGGGAGGGGCGAGGCCGGGGGGGGAGGAGGGGUCCCCGCACCCCUCCCCCACCCCCCCCUCCCCUCCCCCCCCACCACCGCCCCCCGUGUCCUUCCCCUCCCCCCCUCACGCUGGGGAGGGGUCACUUUAAUAAAAACUCUUGUGACA
This is a messenger RNA of Vidua chalybeata, 2553 nucleotides long. RefSeq names its product reticulon 2 (gene RTN2). Lineage: Eukaryota; Metazoa; Chordata; Aves; Passeriformes; Viduidae. The transcript has 10 exons. The record is from RefSeq and is a predicted model, not a curated record. The coding region runs from base 429 to 2363 and encodes 644 amino acids.